Monodelphis domestica (gray short-tailed opossum) is the source of this 1326-nucleotide messenger RNA. NCBI's taxonomy places the organism in Eukaryota, Metazoa, Chordata, Mammalia, Didelphimorphia, Didelphidae. The record is from RefSeq and is a predicted model, not a curated record.
CUUCCCAGCUCUGGAGUCAAGUGGGACCUAAAUCAGGAGGAGACAGAAGAAUGGCAAGAGGCCAGAUGGUUCAUGCUGGAAUGAAGACUCUUUUCUUGCUCCUCCUCCUGGACCUGACUAACUUCUCCCAGGCUUUCCACUUCUGGAAUUACCACGUGGACUAUCCCAAGACCCAGGUCUCAGGAACACCAGAUCAAUAUUGUAAUGUGAUAAUGCAACGGAGGGGGAUGAUUACACGGAAUCACUGCUUUCAAAUUAAUGCGUUCAUCCACGAGACAAACAGCACUCUCCAAAAUAUCUGUAAAACUAGCCCAAAGACUUGUGGAGGUCCCAGUUGGUUACUAUGUCAUGAAAGUUCCAAACCAUUGAAGUUGACAUAUUGCUCUACACAGUCUUAUGCCCGGCCCCCUAACUGUGGGUAUAAGGCACAGGCCUUUUCUGAAAAGAUCUUGGUAGUUUGUGUACGUGGAUCCCCUAUCUACUUGUUCCAAACCUAAGCCUUCCAUGUGGUGAUCCCACUUAUCCAUGACAAUUUUUCCUCUAGUCUUACUCUGUGCUCCCCCCCCCCCCCCGCCCCACUCAUCUGGAAGCCUCCACUUCAUUCAAAUUUCAACUGCUUGCCUGAAUUUCUCACCUUUCCUGUAUUCUGAUAAAAUAGAAUCGUCUUAAAGGCAGAGAUCCCUCCAUUUUUGUUUUUGUAUCUCCUUCGCUUGGUACAUAAUGAAUACUUGAUAAAUAUUUGAUGUUUGAUUGAUUCUUCAUCCAGCUGAUUUUUAUGUGGGCCUUGAUUAUAGAAUGGGGUACUAGAAUUAAAGAUUUCAAAACAGCCUCAAUUCUAUCAAUUUCUAUAUUUUUUGAGGGGGUCUUUCUUUUUAUCUGAAUUCUGUCAGCAGGGGACCAAUAUUUUUUUUAAGUAUUCCUACUUUUUAUUUUAAAAAUUUUUUUAUUUUCAGUUCCAAAUGCCCUCCCUUCUUCCACUUCCUCCCUUACCCAUUUAGAAGGCAAGAAAUAUGUAACUCAUACAUACGAAGUCACAUAAAACAAACUUCCAUGUUAGCCAGAGCCAGUCUUUUGUAAGAACUCUUGGCAUUGCACUUGUUCCCUUAUUUUCUCUUCUUGUAUCCUCAGUAAUGAAUGGAGCUGUGAAGUAAGGGUGAAAAAGAUGUUGGUAGAGGUGACUGGUAUGAUUUUUACUCUACAGACAUUUUAUGUACCUCAAAUGUGUUGGAUAGAGUUUUUUUCUCCAGCAUUUCACUUUCAAUAAAUUUAAUUGUACUGAUUUAGUGUCUAUGAAUCUUGAAUUUUCUUUCACUCCCUCUCUUUAUG